AUGAUCUCCACCUUCGGCCUGGGGCUCUCGCUGAUGGAGUUCGACCCGGAGGCCUGGACGCGCUGGGUGACGGGCGACCUCCAGGGCCUCACCUUGAGGAGGAACAAAGAGUUCGUGGAAGACAUCUCAGACGAGGAGGGCGGUGCCAGCGACAAGGAGAAGGACCGGCACAGCUUCGUCCAGACAGGGGGCUUGGCCAAGUACCGCCAGAUGAUCCAGAAGGAGGAGAAGGCGGAGCUCAAGCACCAGCUGGACAAGAUCGGGCAGAUGAAGUCUGGGCUCCACACGGCCAAGGGCGAGUUGGUCCUCGCGUCCUGUCGGGGCACAGUAGCAGGCUGGAGACAGACCUCUCCCAUAGCAGAGCUGCUGGCCCUCGUUCGAGCGGUGCAGGUGACAGCAGGAGAUGGCACGUACGUGCCAGAUGCCGCCUACGUAGGUUGUUCAUGGGGUUCUCCCCGGGCCAACAGGGCGCUCAGGACCGGCACGCUGGGAGUGCCAGUAUCACCUCUGUCGGCGGACGCGCUGGCAGACUACGACGGCGGCGAACCUCUGGAGGCGUUGUCCCAGGAGGAGGAGCGUGAGGAAAACAACUUGGUAGCGGAGCAGGUGCGAUCCCGUACCUGCUCCCAGGACAACAUACCACUGCGCUACUACGACUACGUCAUGGCGAACGCCCCGCAGAUGAACGGUGGCAUACCAGCUGGACCUCAUAUCAUGCAGUCCAAUACGAAGACGCCACCGAGCUGGGACCCCGCAAGGGAGUCCUCAUAUCCACUCAGAGAUUGGAUCACGGACAUCCGCAUGUGGGAAGCUAUGACAGAUAUACCGGCACGCUCGAUCGCUCCGGCCGUGGUCUUGCAGCUAUCAGGAUUGGCCAGAGAGAUAUCGAGAGAAGUGCCGCCAGAUCAAUUACAAGACGGAGUUUACAUGGACCUCCGUGACGGAGCUGGACAUCGAUGGUGUUCGGGGCUGGACCUACUGAUUCACGGGCUGCGACGCAAGUUCAUGCCACUGGAGGCGGAGACCGCUAUCGCGAGCAUGACGGACCUGGUUGCUUUUCGUCGACGGCCAGAAGGAUGCUGGUGCAGCAAUUGCCAUAAGAUAUUCUACGACCGGGAAGACCCGGACUCCACCGAGACGAGCGAUGAUGACGGCAACGAUUUGGCGGAGUCGACCUUCCACAUCAGUGCCCAGAUGAGCGACAGCGAUCUGUAUGAAGUAUACGCUUUGGCCAAGAAGCACUGGGGGAGGCGAGCGGUGGACGUGUCCAAGGAUGACGAGAAGGAGUACGAGGACAGCUACUACCCGGACGUGGAGGAGGAAGGCUCGCGCCUGUGCGAGUCGCAUGCACGGCCAGACCUUCAAGAGGGGGUCCGCCGUGACUGUGCUUCAUCCGCAUCCUGGGAUAUGCUAUCGACUCCCUCGGAGUUCGUGGACAUCGGCAAUGAGACGAUUCAGAUGAUUGAACAGGCGAAGGCUCGGAUCAUAGAUGACCCGGACAUGGAGGCAACUCUCGGAGAGCAUCGGUCCAACGACGAGCAGAUUGACUCAGGAACCAAACCUGCGGGAUUGAAGUGGUUUGCGGGACCGGUGUUCGAACGAUGCGAUGAGACACGACAGGUAUUUCUAGAGGCUACACGAAUUGAUGGCAAAGAGUGCUUGUUGAUAGAUCCAGGCGCGUAUGACAAUUUGGUGGGUGACAGAUGGGUUAUGCGAAUGGGAGCUUUGGCAAGACAGGCAGGCUUGGAAACGACGCAACGUCUGAUGGAUCAAUCGAUAGGAGUUGAAGGAGUCGGCACCAACGCUCAGAUCGCCAAGGAGGAGGUGACGAUGCCAGGCGCAUCCAAGGAUGAACGAGGCAAGGUGCAUCAGAUAAGCUACAAGGCCCCAGUGGUUCCGGACUCCGACAUUCCCGCUCUCUGGGGAAAGCGCAGUCUGAAGCACAACAGGGCGGUGGUCGACAUGAUCAACAACAAGUUGUAUUCGUGUGGCCCGGGAAGAGUACAGUUUACACCACCGCCAGGGACGCUCACGUUCAACCUGGAAGAUUCAAGAUCAGGACAUCUGCUGUUACCUAUUUCGCAUUUCUUCGGCAACGGUAAGGACAAGAAGGUUCGCGCGAAGCAGGAGCCGGCCACCUGGCAUGCGAGUGCGCCUGUGAUCGUCAAGCCCAUGAUCAAAGAUAAGGUGAAGGAGGACGAGGACCCGGAUAUCAUAGCGAUAGACGAAGACAACGGCCAUCCGAUUCGCACGAAGCUGCUGAGUCAGGCCCACAUCACCUACACCCGCCUAAGUCUCCUGCACACCUCGACCAUGCCCGUUGACUCCCACAUGGUGGUGAUGAAGUCGAAGACGGUCAGUUUCUAUCCGACCGACUCGGCCAAGGCUUACAAGGAGAAGCUGAAGUCCAGGAAGGCCGAGGGACACGAACCGAAGAAGAAAGUCAAGAGGAUUAUAGAUCCCGACGUCAUGGAUGAUUGUGGCGAGGACCUCGGAGAGCUCAACUACCUACAGAACGAGGAGGUGUGCUGGUGGGAGAUGCCGGACAAUGAGGAGUACCCGCUCCUAUUGACCAUCCUCCACCUGGACUACCGGCUCCAGCAGCAGAGGCAGCGGCAGCAAGUGCUCCUCCGCCACCGCCCGCACCAGAAGAAGCGGUUGACCCACGUGCUCGUCGGGCGGCGAUUGGACCUCAUUUAUGUCCUGGAUGUCGGAGAAAUCGAGUCAGCACGCAUCCGACACACAAUCGCAUCCCGGGACAGUGUCGACAUCCGCUGGUACAACCGCUGGAGUACAAUUGUCCCGCGUGCAGAACGGGUCGAGAUCGGCACGAUCCCCGACACACUUUUGACACAGACUAUCCAAGAGUACCGGCAGCACGAGCGGCAGGUGCCGGACAUCGAGUACAUCCUCGAGCAGGAGAAGAAGAGGAGGACGCCGCCCCACAUCCUGAAGCCGGACCAUCAGGUGCUGCCUCGGCAGCAGCUCGGGAAGGCGAUGAUGACGUACAACCUCAUCCUGAAGCUGGACCCUCUGGAGCGGUUCCAGAUGCAGCAGCGGAGGAAGCCAUUCUUCCUGCAGGAGGACCAGGACCUCCGGCCGGGGCAACGGUUCCUGGAAUGGUGCAACGUACUCUACGUCGUAUGCAUAUACGACUUUGGCACGCUCCAGCCCAACGACUACGAGACCUUCUCUCAGCCGCAGGGCUACCACGGCAACGCUCAGGAGAGGCUGAAGAUAGCGGCUCGCACGCGAACGAGACCAGCGGCUCAGCUCGGAGACCUUCGGGUAGGUGACUCGGUGGACAUCUUCAGGGACCCGCCGAACAAAGAUGUCACUGGUUGGCGGGGACCUUGCAAGGUAGUUGCCAUGGAUCGAGCUGACGAGGGCAUCAUAGACGUGCGAUGGCAGGGUCGCACGCUACCGUGCCGACCGGCCGAUGUUCGUAAGGCAGUAACAUGGUGGACUCUGAUUGCGGCUCCUGGCCGCGGGGACACCAAGCCAUACCAGCUCUUAGUAUACUAUGUGGAGAACAUGGCGGCGGGCACGACGUUACUCCUGGGAUAUGAGAUCGGAGAGGAUGGGCACUGGAGGAUGACGAAGACCAGUCGUCGGCUGCCGACUCUGACGACGGCAGCUUUCCACGACCGCAUCAGAUGCCCGACUUUCCAGCACCGCGCGGUCAGGUACGGCCGCGCGAUCCGCAUGACGAGGACGAACGAUCGGAUCGAUGGCAUCGCUGGCCGACACCCGAGGCCACCAUCGACGAGGAAUCCGAGGCAUCUGAGCCUCAGGCUCAAGGGACCUACGUGGCGGCCAUUUCAACAGCCGUACCGUAUCGAGCCAGACGGCAAUUCAGACGUGCAGGAUCUGUGGUUGGAACCUUGGGAUCCUGGAUGGAUGCGACACGUGAGGACAGAGUUCAGUUUCUUUCGUGCCAUCCUUGACAACCGAUCACCGCCUGAUGCAGAGUACUGGUUAGAUUCCCGAGUGUUGGAAGCUGUUGAGGUGGCUACUCAUCUUGAGAAUACAGAAAGGGAGACGCAAGCUCUGGAGGUGGAGUUUGGAUCGGAGAUUUCCAGGCUUGUGAUCAUGACCUCUGAUACGCACGACUUUCCCAAGUCAGAGAUCUUUUCCCUCUUUGCGAACGACGAGAGACACCGCAUUAUUCUGUCCGUCAACUCGACAGGGAAGACCAAGAUGGUUAUUGAACGAGAGGCUGACGAACUCAACAAGGAGGACCUGAUUAAGCAUCGAGUGGAGGUGGAAAAGGCUAUGUCGAAAGAGCUAGGCAACUGGAUCGAGUUGGGCGCGCUCAAGCAACGCAGCAGGCAAGGAUGCACCAACUUGAUGGACUCUCGAUGGGUUAUCCGCUGGAAGAAGCAGCCAGACGGCAAGUUGGCAGUCAAAGCGCGACUAUGCAUCAAGGGCUUCAAGGAUAUGCAGCAGGAUCGUCUGGACACUUUCAGUGCGACUGCCUCCAGGCAAAGCCAGAGGAUAGUGAACUUCAUCGCGGCCAGUCGCCCCAAGUGGAUGUUGUGGUCCUGUGAUGUUGGCAGCGCAUUUCUGAAGGGACUCACAUUUCAAGAUGUGGCAGAUAUGACAGGGGAACCUCUCAGAACCGUUCAGUUGGACCUGCCCAAGGACACGGUGAAGAUCGCGAGGCAGUUUGAGCCGUUGUCCAACUAUGAUGUGAAUCGGCAUUGCUUGGAGAUGGUACGUCCAGGUUUCGGUCUUAAGGACGCGCCAAGGCUAUGGAAUCUCAGGCUAAAACAAGUAAUGACGAAGCUUCAGCUCUUGCCGUUGGUGACCGAUUCUCAAUUUUACUGCAAAUGGGCUGGCCCUCGAUGUGAACCGGUACCUCGUGAGCUAGUACCCAUAAACGCUGACAAGGAAGCGGCUCGAGGCACAGACGUGUUAUUCACUGACCCGGACAUAGCAAUUGAGGAUCUGCAGAUGGUGUGCAGUACCCACGUGGACGAUCUCAAGGGAGCUUCGACCGAACCGAUUGCUGACGCCUUCAUGGAUGCUCUUGAGUCGGAGUUCGGAAAACUCACAAGGCAGAAGAGAAGGUUCGAGCACUGCGGCGUCAUUCAUGAUCAGCAUGAAGACGGAUCGGCGUGGUGCUCGCAGGAUCACUACGCUGCUCAACUUCGGCCAAUGCAGCCGGACUGCCUGGCUGUGAGAGCGGCAGUUAUCGCGAUUGCUGGUCGAGACUUCAUGCCGAAAGGAGGACUAUGUGCUGCAGUGGAGUUCUACUCACGAAAGCAACCUCGAGUAUGCCGUUCUACUUUCUCAGCGGAGCUGGCAAGUGUGGAUGGCGGUAUCAGCAAUGCUUUGUUGACGCAAGUUAUGGUGUGCGAGAUCGUUCACGGCCCCUUGACGGCGAAACAGAUUCAGAAAUUCAUGGACACCGGAAGGCUACCAGUUGACUUGCACGUUUGCACGGACAACAGGGGCUUGUUUACGGCGCUGGGUGCCACCGAGUUGAAGGCACCAGCGGAACCUCACCUUUUGUAUUUGCUGAGAGCUCUACGUGACAGACUUGAAGCAGGUACUCUCUGUAAGCUCUGGUGGGUGGACACUAGAGCCAUGAUCAGCGAUGCGUUGACCAAGGGCGGAUUGGCUCGAGAACCUAGUCUUGAAGCUAUGGGAGACGGCAGUUUUGAUGAUAACAGGAGAUGA
Molecule: messenger RNA, 5685 nt
Organism: Prorocentrum cordatum
Lineage: Eukaryota; Dinophyceae; Prorocentrales; Prorocentraceae
Source: the annotation of a GenBank genome assembly